This is a messenger RNA of Phytophthora nicotianae INRA-310, 1348 nucleotides long. RefSeq lists its product as hypothetical. The transcript is spliced from 3 exons. The coding region runs from base 230 to 1348 and encodes 372 amino acids. Lineage: Eukaryota; Oomycota; Peronosporomycetes; Peronosporales; Peronosporaceae. The record is from RefSeq and is a predicted model, not a curated record.
CGCUACCGCCCACUGCUGCGCUUCAGAUACUGCGAUGGGCAAGCCCACAGGAUCUUCUAACUACUCGGUUGCUGAGAUGAACCACAUGCUGGAUAUAGUCCAGCGCAUUCUACCGCAAGGCAAAGAUCACUGGGACUAGGUAACCGCACGCUACAACGCAACACGGUCGAAUCAUUGGCCUGAACGAGACAUUGAGAGUCUUCGCCGUAAAUUCAAGGCGCUGUACGGAAUGAAGAAGCCUUCGGGUAACGCUAACAUCCCUGGUCAUGUCCGCCUGGCCAAAGACGUCAAGAAGCUUAUCGACGAGGCCAGCUCCGUUUUUCUUGCCAGUGACAAUGAAGACGAGAUUGGGGAAGGCGAUGGUGGCGCUGUCGAUCGGUGUGAAGAUGGCAACCAUACGAGUCAACUCCGAGGUGAGAGCGAUGAGUCCGACAUCGAGAACGAGGACUUCAACCUGGUGGACCUUCCGGUUAACGAGUACGUGGGUAGCGCUGAUUCUCUCCUGGUUGAAGAAGCCGGAGAUGCCGCAGAAACAGAGAAGACUCCGUCCAAACUGGACAGGUUGACGGCUACGAAUCAAGUGGUGCGUGCAGAUUUGACGGGGUUAGAGUUGGAGUUGGCCGAAGCAGCCAGUGCGGUGGCUGCCACACCUUCGUUUUCAGCCAGCACCGGUGUCGCGGAGAGUGGCGAAGUGACACUCAGACGCAGCCGUCGUAAUAAGGCGUCCCUAGUCGCAUCUGUUCCGACCCCAAAACGCUCAUUCAAGUCACGGAAACCUGCUAAGACGAGUGAGUCAGCGAGGCCGCAAGCCCGUAUGUCAGCCGAAGUUCGCGAGAAGCUACAAUAUCCAGACCUUGCUGAGAGCUCGGAUCGCUUAGGCGGUGUGAACUUAGCGGCGAUGCGAAACGCAUCCAACAGCCGCACGUACGAGGAGUUUGAGGAAGCGAGUUAUUCGAAGCAAAAGCGGAUCAAAGCUGAGAAGGCCGCCUCAGAUCUGAAACGGAAAUUAGACCGCGCCGCGCAGAGUUCCGCCGAUAGUGGAAAUGAGUUGGUAAAGACGAUUAUGGUGUUGCGUGCAGACGCUGACAGGGAGGACCGUGCCCGGAUGGAAGCUGCAGAGUCGAAACGAGCCGCUGAGCGCGAUGCACGCGAGGAACGGCGCCGCGAAGAGCGCCGGGAAGAGCGAGAAGCGGCCGAAGAACGUCGCCGCGAGGAGCGGCGUGAAGAGCGAGAGGCGGCUGAAGAACGACGCCGUGUGGAUCGGGAGGAGUCUCGAGCGCACAUGCGAGAGAUGCUGAUGAUGUUAUCUGCUAUACAGAACGGAAAAAUUCCUGCUGUAGACAUCUGA